Messenger RNA from Klebsormidium nitens, 3069 nucleotides. The record is from the annotation of a GenBank genome assembly. NCBI's taxonomy places the organism in Eukaryota, Viridiplantae, Streptophyta, Klebsormidiophyceae, Klebsormidiales, Klebsormidiaceae.
AUUACCGCCAGCCAUGAUUGCGUGGAGUUGUUCCCGCUGGCUUUGGCGCCACUGCGGUCUGCACACGGCCACACGAAAAGUUGCGGUCAAGCACUCACGCCCUUCAUUGCUUCAAGGCAUUCUUCCAAAUCUUCACAUUUGAGACUCCGGGGCUUCCAUUGCCUCAGGUUGCCAGCAGCGAGCACCUUUCUGACCAAUUGUUAGGGAGGAGCAAAGCAGCCACCUUCAGCAUACAGUUGUACGUACGAAGUUAAAGGAAGGAGACUAACAGGAAGCCGAGGGGGACUAGCUAACUCUCUCAGCACGUCAAGUCAGGAUGUAUGUGAUCAAGCGUGAUGGCCGCAAGGAGGCGGUCCACUUUGACAAGAUCACUGCGAGGAUCAGAAAGCUGAGCUAUGGGCUGAAUCCCGAGCACUGCGAGCCGGUGCUGGUGGCGCAGAAGGUGACCACCGGCGUGUACACGGGCGUCACUACCAGCGAGCUGGACGAGCUGGCGGCGGAGACAGCGGCGUCCAUGACUGCAAAGCAUCCGGACUAUGCACAGCUGGCAGCGCGGAUUGCUGUGUCCAACUUGCACAAGAACACAAAGAAGUCCUUCUCAGAUACGAUCAAAGAUAUGUACUAUCACGUCAACAACCGUUCCGGCCUGAAAGCGCCGCUUAUUGCAGACGACGUUUUUGAGGUCAUCAUGAAGAACAAGGAGCGUCUGGACAGCGUCAUCAUCUACGACCGCGACUUUGAGUACGACUACUUCGGUUUCAAGACUCUGGAGCGCUCGUACCUGCUCAAAGUGAAUGGCAAGGUUGUAGAGCGACCGCAGCACAUGCUCAUGCGUGUGGCUGUCGGCAUUCACAAGCAGGACAUUGAGGCGGCCAUCAGGACGUACCACCUCAUGUCAGAAAGAUGGUACACCCACGCCUCCCCCACCCUCUUCAACGCCGGCACCCCUCGGCCGCAGCUCAGCAGCUGCUUCCUGGUGUGCAUGAAGGAGGACAGCAUCGAGGGCAUCUACGACACCCUCAAGGAGUGUGCGGGCAUCAGCAAGAGCGCAGGCGGCAUCGGACUGUCCAUCCACAACAUCCGCGCCACCAGCAGCUACAUCCGCGGCACAAACGGCACAUCCAAUGGCAUCGUCCCAAUGCUCAGAGUCUUCAAUGACACUGCCAGAUAUGUUGAUCAGGGAGGCGGCAAAAGGAAAGGUGCGUUUGCCAUUUAUCUGGAACCGUGGCAUGCGGACAUCUUUGAGUGGCUAGACUUGCGCAAGAACCACGGCAAGGAGGAGGUGCGAGCGCGCGACCUGUUCUACGGCCUCUGGGUGAACGACCUGUUCAUGAAGCGCGUGGAGGAGAACGGCAAGUGGUCCCUCUUCUGCCCCAACGAGGCACAGGGCCUGGCGGAGGUGUGGGGGGACAAGUUUGAGGAGCUGUACAUCAGCUACGAGAAGGAGGGCAAGGCCAAGAAGGUGGUGGAAGCUCAAAAGCUGUGGUUUGCCAUUCUCGAGGCUCAGAUAGAGACAGGGAACCCAUACAUGUUGUACAAGGACGCAUGCAACCGCAAGAGCAACCAGCAGAACCUGGGCACCAUCAAGUGCUCCAACCUGUGCACCGAGAUCGUAGAGUACACCAGCCCUGAGGAGACGGCUGUCUGCAACCUGGCCUCCAUUGCGCUGCCCCGCUUUGUGCGCGAGCAGGGCGUCCCCCUGGAGGGCCACACCAAGAAGCUGGUGGGCAGCAUCGGCAGCGAAAAGCGCUACUUCGACUUCGACAAGCUCGUCGAGGUGACGGAGCAGGCGACGCGCUCCUUGAACCGCAUCAUCGACGUGAACUACUACCCUGCGGAGACUGCUCGGCGGUCCAACAUGCGGCACCGGCCCAUCGGCAUCGGCGUGCAGGGGCUGGCCGACACGUUCAUCCUGCUGGGGAUGGCCUUCGACUCACCGGAGGCGCAGCAGCUCAACAAGGACGUCUUCGAGACCAUCUACUACGCCGCGCUGCGCACCUCCUGCCAGCUCGCCAAGGAGGAGGGGCCCUACGAAACCUACGCUGGCUGCCCCGUUAGCAAGGGCGUGAUCCAGCCGGACAUGUGGGGCGUGUCCCUGUCCGGCCGCUGGGACUGGGCGGCCCUGCGGCAACAGAUCGCGGAGCACGGCGUGCGCAACUCGCUGCUGUGCGCACCCAUGCCCACCGCGUCCACCAGCCAGAUCCUGGGGAACAACGAAUGCUUCGAGCCCUACACUUCCAACAUCUACGCCAGGAGGGUGCUCAGCGGCGAGUUCACGGUGGUGAACAAGCACCUGAUGAGCGACCUGGUGGAGCUGGGCCUGUGGACGCCCGUCCUCAAGAACGAGCUCAUCCACUAUAACGGCUCCGUGCAGCGCGCCGACAUCAUCCCGGACAACCUCAAAAAUAUCUACAAGACGGUGUGGGAGAUCAAGCAGCGCACGAUCGUGGACAUGGCGGCGGACCGUGGCGCGUUCAUCGACCAGAGCCAGAGCCUGAACAUCCACUUAGAGAACCCCAACUUCGGCAAGCUCACCAGCCUGCACUUCUACACCUGGAGAAAGGGCAUGAAGACGGGCAUGUACUAUUUGCGCACGCGCGCGGCUGCGGACGCCAUCCAGUUCACGGUGGACAAGUCGAGCUUCGCCAAGGCGGGCCCCCUCCCCAAGCCCCUGUCUAUCAGCCCCAGCCCCAGCCCCGCCCCGGCCCCCGAGGCCGCCCUGCGCCCCAGCGCCGACGAGCUGGAGGCUGAGAAGGAGGCGCAGAUGGCCGCCAUGGUGUGCAGCCUAGAGAACAAAGACGCGUGCAUCUCGUGCGGGAGCUAGGGCGGCAGCAGUCGCGAGAGAGAGGAUCCGCGAAGGAGGCUUUGCGAUUGCCUCUGGAUGCUUGAUCACCAGGUGACCGAGGUAGAAUAGGUGGCGUAAUUAAUAGCAGGUCUUGCUUGAUCGGUUCUUCAAACAUAGGAAGACAACCACAAAACAUUGAUCCUUGUACAGUAUUGAAAUCCAAUUGGAGUACGCGUCCGGAGCUGUGCGCAACUGCGACCUCCUGUCCUGGAACGCAUUAUGAC